Serendipita indica DSM 11827 is the source of this 303-nucleotide messenger RNA. The record is from the annotation of a GenBank genome assembly. Lineage: Eukaryota; Fungi; Basidiomycota; Agaricomycetes; Sebacinales; Serendipitaceae.
AUGCCGUAUGCGCACGUACUGCGCGAUAUGGCGCGUAGAGAGGCGUUUCGAGACACAGAGCUCCUUCGACGGUCGUAUUUGGCCGUCGCACGCAACACGACGCUGCCCAUGAAUCUCCGGCACCAGGCACAGCUGCAACUGAAUGCAAUGGACAGUAAGACACGACCAAGUGUGAUCAAGAACCGAUGUACGUUGACGGGCAGAGGCCGGGGAGUGCUGUCGAAAUGGGGGUUGUGCCGGUUUCAGUUUAAGAAAAAGGCAAUGGCAGGAGAGCUACCAGGUGUGAAAAAGGCGUCGUGGUGA